AUUGAGAGCGAAGUAUUUAACAGUAAUAUGUUUCAAAACACGACGACAAUAGUUGACGACAACACAGAGGAUGAUAACCCUUGUGAAGACGAGAUAAGAGACGCUCUAAACAAAGCACUGGACGAUGACAUUGAAGAUUAUGAUGAUUGGGAGCCGGAUGAGGAGAACAUUCCUCCGAAUAACAAUAGUAACCACAUAACUAACAACAACACAAGUCACGAAAACAACAGCAGUAGUCAUAACAACGAGACUCAUCAUAACAACGAGACUCAUCAUAACAACUACAGCAACAUGAGCAGUAAAAAUGUGUUUAACAGUCAUCUUAACACCCAAAGUAAUCUGAAGCACACAUUCCAACACAACGGAGGACAGUGGCCCGUGCCACAACCCCCACAACCUCUCCAUCCAUACCUUAAAGUGAACCCGUACGCAAUGCCAGCACCGUACCACGCCCACAACCCCUACCACGGUCCUCCCUUCCCUCCUUACUCCUUCCACCCUGGUAACCCUGGUAACUUCCCGGGUCCAGGACCUGGAUUUGAGAGCGGUACUUACGAUAGUAGGGAGAGCAGCGAGGUUACUGGAAACAACACUGAACAUCUGAGCAGAGACGAUUAUUAUCCAGUAGGGGCCGAUAAAAGUGACUGGAACAGCCAAUGUGGAAGUCCAGAUUGUGGAGUCAGUAUACCGUUGGAUAGUGAAGUGUUCAAUGAUGGAUCUGAUGUUGUGCACCAACCUGAACAACUCAACGCUUUAUAUAGAGCUAACCAGAGAAAACUGGAUCAGAUAACGACCCAGCUACAAGACACUCAGGACACCUACACUAAGCAAAUACAUCAGCUUCAGCACAAAGUUGGGCUUCUCCAGACCGAGAAAGACAUUCUUGAAUCACAGUUGUCACAGAGUGCACUGAGAGCUAAAGAAUUAGAAGAAACAGUAGAUAGAGAGAAGUACGAUAAGGAGAACCACGAGACGAAUAACAGCGAACUUAACGAGCAUAUCGUCACUCUGCAGCUACAACUUCAGGAGAGAAACAGUGAAAUAGACCGGCUAAGUUAUCAGCUAAAAGACAGCGUGUCUAAAAAAGAUACUGAAUUCUACGAAGAAAUGCUUGCUAAAACUAACAAAAUGAAAGAAAGGGAGAUAACGGAGGGAAAGAAGAAACUUGAUGGAUGUAAACGUGACAUCGUUCAAAAGGAUUUGGAGAUAGAGAUGUUAAGGGUAGAAUUACAGAACAGUGUGAAGAACAAGAUGACAUCCCUGGAACAGGACCUGAAGCAGAAGGAGGAGAAUAUCAAACACGGUCUGGAGGAUCUUCUUAUUACCCUUCCCAAGAUGAACAUUGUGGAUGCUAAUCUACCGCUGGUAACAGAAAUACACAGCUGUGAAAUAACAGAGCUGGUCACACAUUUAAGUGUGAUCACCCAGCGACUGUGUGAGAGUGAAGAGAGCCCGCGCACGCUCGCGUCACACAUUACUGAUCUGACGAGCGAGUGUGAGGUGCUCCGUCACACUGCAGCACAGCUUCAGGACCGAGUGGUAAACUCUGAGCGUUGUGAAGAAGAAGCUAAGAGCAGUGUAGACUCUAAAGACCGUACCAUCUCAUAUCUUCAAACUGAGGUUGGGAGGCUACAGGGGCAGAUGAAGGAGGUGCAUGGCAGUAUAAAUGAUAGUGAACAUAGAGCUGACCAAGCUGUCUCCAGAGAACGAGAGACAAUGGAGAAACUAGCUGCAGCUGAGAAGCGUUGUGAGCAAACACUAGUAGAUCAGACCAAUACACUGAAACGUAUGAGAGCUAUUGAAGAAACUUCUAGACUCGACAAACACGGUCUACAAAAUAAAAUCGAGGAGUACAGAUUGAAGUCAACAAGUCUGCAAGAAGAAGUUGACAAGAACAAGGAACUGUAUGUUAGUUUGAGCAAAGAAAAGGAAGUAUUAAAGACAGAUUACGACAAGAGAUUGGAAAACUUCCAACAAAGGGCAUCAGAUGAAGUGUUAACCCAGCUGAGAGAAGUUAAAGCUCGGUGUGAUGAGGAGAGGGAACAAAUGCUAAUUCAAAAGGAGGAGGACAUGCUCAUGUCUUUUGCCGAAGAGCGACUCCAGAUAGAAACGAGAAUACAGUCUCAACUCACACAAGAUUUCGAGAAACGGUUGGAAUCUGAGAUAGAAAACUCUCAAAAACAUUGGAGUGGAAGUACGAAUGUGUCUACUCUUUGCAUUCUAGAGAUGACCCAUCGGGGAUGCCAGACAGAACAAGUUUUAGACAGUAUGCAAGAGGCUCACUUCCGUGAUAUCUGGCAGAAAGAGCGGGAGUCUGAGUUAUCUUUGGCAAGAGAUACUGCUGUGGCGCUUGCCAGGGCACAUUGGGAGCGGGAGAGUGAGAAGACCGUGAGGAACAGAGUUGAUAUCAUUGUCAAGUCUAAGAAGGACGAAUGGUUGAGAGAGGCUUCAAAAUCGAGUGAAAAGCAAGUCGAGGACCUCAAAUCACAAUUAAAAGAUACUGUCAGCAAAACUGAGGACAUGCGGCGGAAAGUGGAGUUGGAAUAUAAAAAGAGUUUAUCACGUACUAACGAAGAGUACAAGAACGAAAUGAACAGACUUCUCAAAGCUGAGCGAGACAAAUCCUCUAAAUGUGAAAAGAGGCUGACACAAGUACAACAGGACUUGGACCGUUGUAAGGAUUCAAUAUCACGGUUACGCUCUGAGAACUCUACCUACAUGCAGGGAGAACUUAAACAGAAACUAGAGCUGGACAAGCUCUCAGCCAUGUUCGAUCAGUUGAAGUGCUCUGAAGAGCUGCUGAGGGAGAAAUCCGAGAAUUCCAGCAACGAGAUCGAGCGUUUGAAAGACAAGAUGGAGAGGGGUAGUCAGAAGGAAUCCGUUGUAAGAUCACAAUGUGAGUCAGUCAUCAGUCAGAUGAAAGAAGAGUUGCUAAGGUAUGCAGAGAAUGCCAACAGACAAGCUCUGGAAUACGUCGAGAAAGCUGUGUCACAAAGCAAAGAGAGCACCGCUGCUAAAUACAAGAAGUACUAUCAGAGGUUACUGUAUUGUCUCAUUGAGAAGCACCCAAAUGUGAAGGGCACAGUGAAACACCUGCAACUCACCCUUCCUAAACAGGUGCCCAGAACCCCGAUAUCCACCAUGUCCCCUCGUUCCCGUACCAAACCAGUUAUAGACAUGGAUCGGCUCACACAAAACUCCAACGACAGUGGUCUACCUGCCACCCAGGAAUCAUUGUUCAGUUCCCAAACUCAGUCCCCCUACCGGCACUCCCCGUACCGCCAGCAAUCUCCCCUCAGGAGUUCGCCUCGUCAGCAACAUUCGCCCUGCCGGCACUCGCCAAGCCGAACUUGCGCGCGAUUUAAUUGCAAUUUAGGACAGGGUGAUUCCAGUGUUAGACGGAAGUUAAACUUAGGAAAUAAAGUUUAGAUAUGAUAGUAUUUAUGAAUAUAGAAUGUAAUAUUUAUGUGAAACUGUACCAUACUUGAUUGUAAUUAUAAUGACUUCCCGUUUGUUGGAAGCCUCAGGGGUUGGAUCCUGUGUUUUAUCUAUUUUUAUCGUGAUUCUAUGAGUUCUUUUGCAUUGGAUGCUUGUUAGCGUUUGACUAAAUUAUGACAUUACAGUUACAUUUUUUUGCUGAUUCAUGCUUAUUACUUAAUAUGACAUAAACAUUAAAUGGAUAAGUAAUCGUAUCACUGAGUCUCCAGCAACCCGUAGGCAGU
Molecule: messenger RNA, 3722 nt
Organism: Bolinopsis microptera
Lineage: Eukaryota; Metazoa; Ctenophora; Tentaculata; Lobata; Bolinopsidae
Product: myosin-11-like
Exons: 22
Coding region: 28-3429 (1133 amino acids)
Source: RefSeq, a predicted model, not a curated record